Rhopilema esculentum is the source of this 2323-nucleotide messenger RNA. Its product is annotated as carotenoid isomerooxygenase. Lineage: Eukaryota; Metazoa; Cnidaria; Scyphozoa; Rhizostomeae; Rhizostomatidae. Gene Ontology annotation, molecular function: carotenoid dioxygenase activity. The record is from RefSeq and is a predicted model, not a curated record. Gene Ontology annotation, biological process: carotene catabolic process.
UUAAAAUCAAUACCUGGUGUCGGAGGUAUGAAUAAGCAAAGUCCAGCACAUGAGAGAAAAUGGCGAGUGUGGUAAUUGUCCUCGUCUUAGCAUUUGCUGCUGCUUCUGCCACAGAUGUUAAUUUCAAAAAUAUCUUCCACCAAACUACAAAAGAAGUUCAAAACCAGAAACUCACUGAUGUAAAUGGCAGUGUCCCCUCUUGGCUGUCAGGUGACUUCGUUCGACAAAACUGUGCUUCUUUUGGAGAUAUUGAUGGGAAGAAAUAUGAUUAUGUGUCACAUUUGUUUGACUGCAUAUCAAUGGUUGGAAGAUACAAAAUAGAAAAUGGUGGCGUUAGCUACUCAAAUAGUAUCUACGAUACAAGACAAAAAAGAAUCUGGGAGCAUUAUGGAAAUAAUAUCAGUGCCUCAAAAGUGAGUUGGAGAACAAUAUUUUCAGACAUUGACGAGGCGGCCUACAAGAAAGAGACUGGAAUCAAGUAUAACGAAACACUCCCUGUUAGCCCCACUGUCAGUUUUUGGCAGUCUAGGGCAAGCGACCCAGUGCUUGCUAUUACUGAGUCAAUAUUCAGUCCAACAGAACUCAAGAUCCGGCCAGACCUCGAAGUUGUUGGUUUGUAUAUGGGAAAGCUGGUAAAUCAUGGAUUCCCAGCAGGGUUCUAUCAAGGUGCAUUAGUGAUUGAUAAUCCGGCACAUGAGCAAACCGAUCCGGACGGAACAAUAUGGACUACGACAGUUAGAAUCCAGUCUCCAACAACAACAAAGAUAGAUGAUUUGGAGGCUGCAAUCGCAGUUUACAAGAUAAGAGGUCGGAAUAGGACAAUGGUAACGAAACAUGUCUUGGGAAAGUACAACCUUACCAAAUGUUCCUCGUUGACUCAGGAGGACUUAAAUAUCAUGCCUGGAUAUUCCCAUUUCAUACAGACGACUGAAAGGUACAUACUUGUCCCACAGACAUCAUACCGUUUUGAUUAUUGUCAAUCCUAUAAAAACCGCGGGAAAAUAUUUCCAGGAUUCCAUGAUUACGUGUGGCACCCGCGGGUUAACGCAAGCAUUUUGGUUUUUGAUCGUAAUGAUAUGAGUAAGGUGCAAGAGGUCUACCUACCAUAUGCGAAGUUUUUCACCCAUGAUGUCAAUGCUUACGAAGACAGCACGCAUAUAUACCUAGAUACGCUUGCUUACGAUAACGCCGAUGCCUAUUUGAAAGUGCCUGUUAUAAAAGAAGUUAUUGCGAACCUAGAGUGGAAUACUUCAAUAAUUCGUAUCGCUAUAGACAAGCGAUCUUGGUCCUACGAUGAGGCGAAGAGUGAAGCUUUAACAGCUCAAGAUCCUUUUGGCAGAGCUGAGUUUCCCAUGAUUAAUUACGAGCAGCAUCAUCAAAAGGACUACACGUAUACAUACUUUGUCGAAAAUGCGCUAUAUCGCGAGGCGAAGAUCGUUAAACUGAAUGUUAAGACAAAGAGCAUUAUUCGCUGGAUACCCCCCGUCGGAUUCUACCCACAAGAGCCAAUAUUCAUACAGCGUGAUGGGGGGACUGGGGAGGAUGAUGGUGUCAUUCUGUGCUCUGGCCCCGUUUCCAUGCCUGCAGGAACGAGUUUCUUGGCAAUUUUGAAUGCAACCGACUUGUCACAAAUCGCCCUUGUCAAAAACCCAAGUGCUGCUCCAUUUGGACUUCACAAUCGCUUUUACAAAGCAACACCAGCAGUGGCUACAACAAAGAUAACAAGCUCUCAACAACCGGAUACUACCAACAGACCGGGCACUAACAGCAAACCGGGUACUACAAAAAGACCGGCCACAACUGUGAAAGCAAGUGGACAUCGCAUGCAUCCAUUUGUAAUCCACGAGGUGUUGCUUGCUUGCCUGCUUCUCAUUUUCUAUGGAUUCUGAGCAAGCAUGCACACUUAGCUGCUAUCAAGUACUACGUAUGCUGAUAUAAUGCAAAAUCGAAAGUAAUCAGUAAUCACAGUUAUCGCAGUAAUCAAGUUAGUAACAGUAAUCACAGUAAUCAGACUAAUCACAGUUAUCGCAGUAAUCAAGUUAGUAACAGUAAUCACAGUAAUCAGACUAAUCACAGUUAUCGCAGUAAUCAAGUUAGUAACAGUAAUCACAGUAAUCAGACUAAUCACAGUUAUCGCAGUAAUCAAGUUAGUAACAGUAAUCACAGUAAUCAGACUAAUCACAGUUAUCGCAGUAAUCAGACUAAUCACAGUAAUCACAGUAAUCGAAACAUUAAAGUUAAACACAGUAAAACAGUAGUGAUUCGAUUAUUGGAUUGCCAACCUAAUGAUUUUUUUCAUUAUUAUACCUGUAUCUCUCUCCAA